Metopolophium dirhodum (rose-grain aphid) is the source of this 546-nucleotide messenger RNA. RefSeq lists its product as uncharacterized. NCBI's taxonomy places the organism in Eukaryota, Metazoa, Arthropoda, Insecta, Hemiptera, Aphididae. The transcript has 2 exons. The coding region runs from base 1 to 546 and encodes 181 amino acids. The record is from RefSeq and is a predicted model, not a curated record.
AUGGCCCUUCAACCAUAUAAUUUCGAACCAACAGUGGAUGAUCUGGGAACAGAUAUCCAACCACAAAAUGUAAAUAAUUCAUUUUUGGAAAUCGACGUUAGUGGACGAUCAAAAGUGGCCAACAUAAAUAAUUGGUGUACGUGCGAAAAAUGUUGCAUUUUUAGUAACGAUAUUGAGUGUGUUUGUUGUGCCGAAUUUGAAAAAGUUACAUCUUUACGAUCGGGACAUAAGUGUAUAACAGAGAGUGAUUUGUUUAAAAAAAUAAUUUUAGACGAAGACAUACUAAACAUUACCCGUCAUCAAAUUAUUCUAAAAACAAAAAACAAAUCUAAAAAGAAAUUACUCACUAUGUCAAUUUUAUCAAAUAGUUCAUGGAGGUUCAUUUGUUACACACAAUAUACGCAUUGGAUUAAUUCGUGGUCUUCAUUGGGAAAAGGUGUACGAGUUGUUAUUCCAGCCUGUGUUGUAAAAACUAUUAGAGAGAAAUACCCAGAAGUGAAUGGAGUUUAUGUUGGAUUCAAAAAUGGAAGUAAAUUACCCAAUUAG